AAAAAAUCAUAAACGUAAAAAGUUCUUCUUCUUCGUUUUCUUCAAGUUCCUCUCUCUCUCUCUCUUUUUUUUUUGGUUUGAAAUUCCUCUUUGUUCUUCGUCAUGUCUAAUGAAACCAAAAAUUUUAACAACUAUCACUACACUUCAUCGUAUAAUCAUUGCAACAACAACAACCAAAAUAUUGUUAAUCUCCCUUAUGUUUCUGGUCCAUCCACUUAUAAUGCAAACAUGAUCUCUUCACAAAUCGGUUCUGAUCUACACUCGAGUACUCAAGGAGCGUACGAAUUGGGUUUCGAGCUCUCCCCAUCUUCCACCGAGUUUUUUAAUUCUUCGACAGAUCAUGUAAACGGUUUUUAUAAUGCUUAUGAUUAUAAUAAUAGUCACAAGAGUCAUGAAGUUGUCGGUGGUGGUGGUGGUGCAAUCAUUGAGAGUGAAACUAGGGUUUCUCCAUCUCCUUCUUCGAGUGAGGCCGAUCAUCAUCACGGUGAAGAUUCCGGCAAGAGCCUAAGGAAAAGAGAAGCUGACGAUGGAGGAGAAGAUGAUCAACGUUCUCAAAAAGUGGUUAAAACAAAGAAGAAAGAGGAGAAGAAGCAAAGAGAACCACGAGUCUCGUUUAUGACUAAGACCGAAGUUGAUCAUCUCGAAGAUGGCUAUCGUUGGAGAAAGUACGGCCAAAAAGCAGUCAAAAACAGUCCUUAUCCGAGGAGUUACUAUAGAUGCACGACGCAGAAGUGCAACGUGAAGAAGAGAGUUGAGAGAUCUUACCAAGAUCCAACGGUCGUGAUCACAACCUACGAAAGUCAACACAACCAUCCGAUCCCGACGAGUCGCCGCACGGCAAUGUUCGCUGGACCCGCCGCUGCUGAUUACAACUCAUCAUCUUUAUCUCCAGUUCCCGAUUUCAUCAUCAAUACUCCAAGAAGCUUUUCGCAUGACGAUCUCUUCCGUGCGCCAUACGCUACUGUGAAUGUAAACCCUAACUAUCAUCAACAACAGAACCCAGAAUUUCACCAUGAUAGUGACUAUGAACUUUUGAAGGAGAUGUUUCCUUCGGUUUUCUUCAAGCAAGAACCUUGAUGAUAUGGUUAUAGUUAUGCUAUCAUAUAGAAACAAUUCGGAUGCAUAAUAAGUGAUGGUGUUCUUUUUUUUUUACUUUUUUUUUGCAUGUAUAUAUAUAUUUUUGAGACUAUAUAUAGGAUACAUAAUGUAGAAAUGUUAGACAUAUGGAUAUGGAGUCUC
Messenger RNA from Thlaspi arvense, 1239 nucleotides. NCBI's taxonomy places the organism in Eukaryota, Viridiplantae, Streptophyta, Magnoliopsida, Brassicales, Brassicaceae. The record is from the annotation of a GenBank genome assembly.